AUGGCUUCCUACCCAAUCACCCUUCCCUCGAGCCCCGGAAACCCGCUCGCUACUCUUACCCAUCCCGAUAGUGAAAUAUGGGAGCUUGAACUGCAUCAUGGCCAAGACAACCGCAUUACCCCGGAGUUUGUGGAUGUGUUGGGGAAGGCCUUGGAUCUUGUCGAGAAAGAUUGGAGAUCUGGAACUACAGAGGAUGGUGCACCGGGUGCUCUGGUAAUCGUUGGAAAGAAAUCCCAGAACAAGUUCUUCUCAAAUGGGCUUGACUUUGUGAAUACGUCAAAGGACAGGGGCUUCUUUCCUGUCAUCUUCAACCCACUCCUUAGGAGGCUUUUGACUUUUCCUGUGCCUGUCGUCGCCGCUAUAAAUGGCCACGCAUUCGCAGCUGGCUUUCUCCUUGCCUUAUGCGCCGACUAUCGAGUCAUGACCUGCGGAAAAGCAUGGUGCUCGAUGAAUGAAUUAACAUUCGGUGCCCCGCUCCCGACAUCCAUGGCUGCCAUACUAAAGUUUCGUCACCCCACUUCAGAAGCUCUCCGGAAGACGUGUCUCGAAGCCCAUAGAUGGACACCCGCCGAGAUACUCGCAAUCGGAAUGGUGGAUCAGCUCUCGGAAGAGCCCAACACUCAGAGCGUCCUCAAAGCGGCUCACGCAUUAGCCAAACAAAGGGCACCACUAGCUAAGACGGGUGUAUGGGGCCUCAUCAAACGAGACUUGGCGAGAGAUGUGUUGCUCGCGGCUUCCCUAGAUGAGAGAGGCAUCACGCCGGUGGAGGAGGCAAAAGCGGCGAGGGCGAAAUUCAAACUUUGA
Molecule: messenger RNA, 804 nt
Organism: Cantharellus anzutake
Lineage: Eukaryota; Fungi; Basidiomycota; Agaricomycetes; Cantharellales; Hydnaceae
Product: ClpP/crotonase
Exons: 5
Coding region: 1-804 (267 amino acids)
Biological process (GO): fatty acid beta-oxidation
Cellular component (GO): peroxisome
Molecular function (GO): delta(3)-delta(2)-enoyl-CoA isomerase activity; enoyl-CoA hydratase activity
Source: RefSeq, a predicted model, not a curated record